Molecule: messenger RNA, 2995 nt
Organism: Anarrhichthys ocellatus (wolf-eel)
Lineage: Eukaryota; Metazoa; Chordata; Actinopteri; Perciformes; Anarhichadidae
Gene: plekha1b
Product: pleckstrin homology domain containing, family A (phosphoinositide binding specific) member 1b
Exons: 12
Coding region: 110-1366 (418 amino acids)
Source: RefSeq, a predicted model, not a curated record
AGGUGUAACUUUACGCUCGUACCGUGGACAGCUGCCACACUGGACUCGGACUGAGCAGAACCGUCGUUCCUGUGAUGCCCCAGGGUGGGCUGAGCUGGUCCGGGUCGCGAUGCCUUAUGUGGACCGACAGAAUCGCAUCUGUGGCUUCCUGGACAUCGAGGAGAAUGAGAGCAGCGGCAGGUUCCUGCGCCGAUACUUCAUCCUGGACACCCAGCAGGGCAGCCUGCUGUGGUUCAUGGACAACCCACAGAAUCUGCCUAAAGGUGCAGAGAAGGUGGGAUCUCUCCAACUCACCUACAUCUCCAAGGUCAGCGAUGCCACCAAACUCAGACCAAAGGCAGAGUUCUGCUUUGUUGUAAAUGCAGGAAUGAGGAAGUUUUAUCUGCAGGCCAACGACCAGCAAGAUUUGGUGGAAUGGAUCAGUGUUCUCAACAAUGCCACCAAGAUCACUGUGCCAAAGCCAGGCGAGGGCCAAACGACGGCCCACACAGAGACCCCCCAGGAAGUACUCGGAGCCAUGAAACAGGUCUCCUACAAGACUGAAAUCAUAGGAGGAGUCCCCAUCACCACCACCACACAGGAGCAGGGGGAGGGGCAGAACGAGGCGGAGCGAGGAGGUUUGAAGCGGGGUCAGAAUCAUCUGCCCUACUUCCUGUCCAGAGGAGUGCAGGACCAGGCCAUCAUCAAGGCCGGAUACUGUGUCAAACAGGGGGCUCUGAUGAAGAAUUGGAAGAGGAGGUACUUCAUGCUGGAAGAAAACGCCAUCAGCUACUUCAAAUCUGACCUGGAGAGGGAGGCGCUGAAAGUCAUCCCGCUGAAGGAGAUUCACAAAGUUCAGGAGUGCAAACACAGUGACCUGAUGAUGAGGGACAACCUGUUUGAAAUGGUCACCAGCUCCAGAACCUUCUACAUACAGGCUGACAGUCCAGAGGACAUGCACAGCUGGAUUAAGGCCAUCUCAGGGGCCAUCGUGGCUCAGCGGGGCCCCGGACGCUCUGCUACUGAACCCAGUGACCACUCCUCUCCCUCCCCAACAUCCUCCUCCACCUUCUACUACCCCGACCAGGACCUGCCCCACUCACAACCCUCAGCGGGCCCUCAGCUUCGCGCUGGACUCCCACCAGCAGGAGAACUUCCUGGGCCUGCUCCCGUGGAGGCUGAGCGGCGUCCCCUCCGUGAUGAUGCCCCUCCCCUCGGCGCGCUCCCGCCUGUCACUGCAGGAGACGGUGCUGUCGCCAAAGUAACGGAGGACCAGUGGCCGUGGAAGCCGCACAGCGAAAUGGGGUUUAAUGGCGGCGGUGGCGGAGAGGAGGAGCUAAACAGUCGCACCACUGAGAAAUCUGACAUGCAGAUGACCCUGAUUUGAUUUGAUGAUUGACAAUCUCUAAAGGGGACACACACACACACACACACACACACACGCACACUGAAAGGUGCUCUGUGUGCUCAGAAAUCUACCAAACUACAAAACGUCCUGGGACCAUUUAGUUUUUGUAUGCGUGUGCACAUGUGGAGUAGGACCUUCUUCCUCUGCCGUCUCUUCCUUCACUCUUGUCUUCCCGGAUAUUAUUUUACAAAGUAUCGCUGCUGACGAACAAAAACCAUGUUGUCAUGCAAAGAUAAACCGAUGUGUGAUGUCGUACAGUGAAGGUUUUGAUCCGUUUCAGUAGCGUGAACACAUGAACCCGGCCCACCGCUGUGCGCUGAGCCGGGUUCAUGGUUCAUGUCAGAGACGGACGAACCAAAGUUUGUAGUUGUGUUGUUUUCUACAGCAACAGCUCAGAUGUCCGUGUCGACGCUGCAGAGAGACUAACUAAUCCAGAACCUCCGUUUGUUUUGUAAGACAAUCCAGCUUGAUGUUAAAACUCUUUGAUCCUAAUUACCGUCUCUUCUUCUUCUUCUCCAGUAGAAACGUGGUCCUGUCAAACAAACGUUUUAGUGCUUUAGAGCUACAAAGUCCUGAUUCACUGGUGUUUCUACGUCUGCACGUUGUUUUCAUCUUCUUGACCAACACAUUUCCUGCCGGCGUCUCAUAGAAUUCCGAGAUCAAAGUCGUACAUUUUCAAUAAAAAAGAACCUGGAUGUUCUCCGAGAUUUUAAUGUCAUAAAUUCUGUAUGAAAAAAUCUACAAUUCUCUCUUUGAUUAAAGUCACAAAUUUACAAGAAUAAAUCUUGUUUUCUGUGCUCAGUACUUGAUGAGGUGAAGUGAAUCUGCGUGGAGCUUCAGCUUAGAGUUGAACUUGGGAGAAUUAGCUCAGAUUUAAAAGUGAACGAGAACUCAACUUUCAACCUUAAUCCCUAAAAUUGACCACGGCUUCAAACAUUUAGGACCAGAGAUGCAGAGUUAUUAGCUUCUAUCAAUCUGCUUUGUUUUUAAAUGAUCUGCAUGAAUUCAAUAACUUUCUAAAUUACAAAAGAUUUUAAAUCUUUCAACUGAAGCAAAAACCUGAAUUUGACCAAAGGAGUGAGGAUGGACUGUUGCAUGACUCGUCCUCGUUCUGCUGAGCGCUCGCAGUGAAACACUUCAAAUGUUUCUGUUAAUAAACGGACUGAAGUGUUUUCAUUCACUCACCACCUGCACAUUCACCGCUCUUCUUCUGUGACUCCAGCUGUUGAUGUAUUUGUGUUGUUGGUUCGAGGAUCUAUUGUUGGUUUGUUCUGCACAUUUAGUUUCUUGUGAUUUGGGAGCUGCAGGCGAGCAGAAGGCUCGCCUGCAGCUCUGCUGGUUGUGGGUGUUUUUAAUGAUCUGGUGUGCUUUUAAUUUUGAUGAUUUAUUAUUUACAUUGAGGGAAAACAAACUACAUAUAUGUACUGAUUUGUAUGAACACGUGUGCAUGGACCCCCCCUCCAUUGCUGUUCCCUGUUAAACAUAUGUUGGGUGAAGUGCCUGCAUUGUUCUUUCUAAACAGAUGAUACAAUGAGCUGUUCUGACCCUUUUUAUUGUGUAUGUGAUUCAAAGACCAUGUGCUCUGUUUAUUAAAGACUUUUGAACAUA